This is a messenger RNA of Lactuca sativa (garden lettuce), 996 nucleotides long. RefSeq lists its product as uncharacterized. The record is from RefSeq and is a predicted model, not a curated record. Lineage: Eukaryota; Viridiplantae; Streptophyta; Magnoliopsida; Asterales; Asteraceae.
AUGAAACAAGUGAAAUUAGUAGUUGUUAACCUUGAAAUUACUUGUUUACUUGAAAUUAGUAGUUGUUAUUUGUUAACCUUGAAAUUACUUGAUAAAAUUGGGACUUUUUUUGGAAGAACAAGCAUCAAUAAAUCAAGUGUUGGAGAAUCCUCCAAAAGACCAUGCUCCAAUGAUUUAAGUUUUGAAGCAUCCUCUAAAAGAGCAUGUCCUUCUAAUCAAUCAUUCCCUUCGGUUUCUAAUGUAAAUCCACAACCUACAACUACUCCAAUUACAAAUGUUGAAUUGAAAGAUCUUCCAAAAGACCCGGGUGUAAGACCAAAGAUUAUAACUUACCAUCCAAAUCAAAGAGAUGAAAUAAGGAGGGCAUAUUUGCUUCAAGGACCUUGUCAACCAAGGGGUUAUAUUUUCCCUUCAAAGAAAAUAGGUUCAAAAGAAAGACGUUUUGUUGUUAAGUGGUUUGAUGACUUUGAUUGGUUAGAAUAUAGCAUAAAAGAGAACAAAGCAUUUUGUUUAUUUUGCUAUGUAUGUGGAGACAUGGUGGGAAAACAACAUGAGAGAGAUGCAUUUGUUUCACAAGGUUUUGAUAGUUGGAAUAAAAGACAAUCAUUGAGAGAUCAUAUUGGUGGUAUUGAUAGUUUUCAUCACAAAGCAAAAGAAAAUUGUGAAUUUUUAUUGAAAGAAAAACAAUCUAUUAGUGCAGCCUUCAACAAGCAAACCAAGAUUGAGGAGAGUAAUUAUAAACUUCGUUUAGGUGCUUCAAUUUGGUGUUGUAAAUUUUUAUUGAAAAAUGGUUUACCAUUUCGGGGUCAUGAUGAGUCGAGUGACUCUCUUAAUAAAGGGCUUUUCUUGGAGUUAUUAUCUUUCUUGAGAGACCAUAAUGAAGGCAUUCGCAAUGUUACAUUAGAAAAUGCUCCUCAAAAUAAUCAAGUGACGUGCCCGAGGACUCAAAAGCAAAUUGUUGAAUGCUUUUCAAUAGAGAUAGUUUUAGAUAUUUGA